AUGUAUUCAACCACAACUUUGGAGUACAACCGACAAUUUCUUGCUUUAGAAGGAAAGAUGGAUCCAAUCAUAUCCAGAACAUCUAAACUCUUCAUUCAUCCGAGUGAAGUCCAGCCCGAUGGGAAGCUUAAACCUUUAACUCAGGCUGAGGAAGUUCUAAAUUGGCAAUCUGAAAACAUGGUUUCUCUAAAUGAAAUUCUUCAAAACCUUGACAAAAAGGUAGAUAAGAUUGCUGAAAAAAUAGACGAAACAGAUGAAGAUCUCAAGGUUUUAUCCUAA
Messenger RNA from Lathyrus sativus (Indian pea), 279 nucleotides. The record is from the annotation of a GenBank genome assembly. Lineage: Eukaryota; Viridiplantae; Streptophyta; Magnoliopsida; Fabales; Fabaceae.